AUGGAUGCGGCUUUCACUUUCCUAGGCAUGAGGAUCGACCCCAGGUGGAUGACCCUCAAGUUCGUGAAGAACGUCCUGUUCCACGCCAGGAUCGUGCUGAUCUCUUCUCUCGCCCAUCUGGGGGGCCUGAUGGAGCUCCGACAGCGAGAACGCGCGGGGGAAGAGCUGGAACCGCACUCGCUGGACCAGUCCAACAGCUCCGUCCUCGUGAUGGACGGCUUGACGCCGGCCCUCGUCCCCGUCCACGUCCUGGCGUCCCAGUUCAGGAGCAGAGUGCCGGUCCUCGAGUUCGGCGAGCUUCUCGCCAAGGGCAGAGCAUUGGACGAAGAUGGCGGCGGAGGAGAAGGAGGAGAGGGAGGCGGGGAUCAAUGCCGCGAGAAGAUGUGCGCGGUGUGCCUGAGCGGGAUCGAGGGGAGGCACGAGGUGCGGGAGCUGCUCAACUGCAGCCACGUUUUCCACAGGGAGUGCUUGGACCGGUGGGUCGAGGAGAACCAGGUGACGUGCCCCCUCUGCCGGUGCUUGCUCUUCCCGGCAGCCACCCCGAGGCGGAGAAGAAUUGCGGAAGCUUGCGGCUGA
Eucalyptus grandis is the source of this 576-nucleotide messenger RNA. RefSeq names its product E3 ubiquitin-protein ligase EL5. The coding region runs from base 1 to 576 and encodes 191 amino acids. Gene Ontology annotation, biological process: protein ubiquitination. The record is from RefSeq and is a predicted model, not a curated record. Gene Ontology annotation, molecular function: ubiquitin protein ligase activity. The transcript has a single exon. NCBI's taxonomy places the organism in Eukaryota, Viridiplantae, Streptophyta, Magnoliopsida, Myrtales, Myrtaceae.